Messenger RNA from Striga asiatica, 3151 nucleotides. The record is from the annotation of a GenBank genome assembly. Lineage: Eukaryota; Viridiplantae; Streptophyta; Magnoliopsida; Lamiales; Orobanchaceae.
AAUUGGUAAAUUCCAAUUAAUGAAGAAAAUUUCCACGUUUUCAUGUGAAAAAGGCAUCAGCUUUUGGCGUGAACAGUAUCUUCAACGUACCUUCCAUUUCACUCUUUCCCCGUUCCCAAAAUUCUCAAUAUGGCAGUUACCAGUCUUUCACUGCCAUAAAAUCUAUACGUACACAUAUGCGUUUUUUAUCAUAACCUUUACCUCAUAUCGACGCACUAAACCUUCGUCUUUCUUUCUCGCUCUGUAUUUGUCGGUGUCAGAUCUGAAAAAGGGCCGAUAAAAGCGACCCGAACAGCGCCAGUUGAGGGGCGGGUUCUGGGUUUGGAUGGAAAAUGGAAUUCAUAGACAAUUUUCCCAGCAUGGAUCUGAUGCGCUCCGAGAAGAUGAUGUUUGCGCAGUUAAUAAUGCCCGUCGAGUCGGCUCAUCUCGCGGUCUCGUAUCUCGGCCAGCUUGGUCUCCUCCAAUUUAGAGAUUUAAAUGAUGAUAAAAGUCCGUUCCAGAGAACUUUCGUUAACCAGGUAAAAAGAUGUGCUGAGAUGUCCAGAAAACUACGUUUCUUCAAAGAUCAGAUACAUAAAGCUGGUCUAAUUGCACCCCCCAAUCCGGGUACCCAGCCUGAUACUGAAUUAGGAGAGCUGGAGGUCCGAUUCGCUGAGCAUGAACAUGAGCUGACUGAAAUGAACAGUAACAGUGAGAAACUGCAGCAAACAUAUAAUGAGCUGCUUGAGUUCAAGAUGGUUCUGCAGAAGGCAGGUGACUUCCUUGUGCCUGGUGGGAAUCAUUCUACAACUCAAGAGACAGAAUUAGCUGAAAAUGUCCAUACGGACAACGAUUAUGCUGAUGUCGCAUCGCUGCUUGAGCAGGAGAUGCAACCCGGAUCAUCAAACCAAUCUGGUGUUAAAUUUAUAAGUGGAAUCAUUUGUAAGUCUAAAGUUCUAAGAUUUGAGAGGAUGUUAUUUCGUACAACAAGGGGCAAUAUGCUUUUCAAUCAGGCGCCAGCAGAUGAUCAAAUUGUGGAUCCUUCAUCAAAUGAAAUGAUUGAGAAAACCAUUUUCUUGGUUUUCUUCUCUGGCGAGCAGGCAAGAAAAAAGGUCCUGAAAAUUUGUGAAGCAUUUGGCGCAAGCUGCUAUCCAGUUCCCGAGGACACGACCAAGAGGAGGCAAAUAACUAGAGAAGUGAGAAGGGAAAAGGCUAUUUAUGACACAUUAAACAUGCUGAAUUUUGACGUGACAAAGAAGUGUCUGGUUGGUGAGGGUUGGUGUCCUGUAUUUGCAAAGCCAAUGAUUCAAGAAGCUUUGCAACGUGCAACUUUCGAUAGUAAUUCUCAAGUGGGUAUUAUAUUUCAUGUGAUGGAUUCAGUGGAAUUGCCUCCAACAUACUUCAGAACCAACCAUUUCACCAAUGCAUAUCAAGAAAUUGUUGAUGCCUAUGGUGUCGCUAAAUAUCAGGAGGCAAAUCCUGCAGUUUAUACUGUCGUUACAUUUCCAUUUCUUUUUGCUGUGAUGUUUGGGGAUUGGGGUCAUGGCAUAUGCUUACUCUUGGGAGCUUUAUUCCUUAUAGCCCGUGAGAGAAGACUUGGUUCUCAGAAACUUGGCAGCUUUAUGGAGAUGCUAUUUGGUGGCCGAUAUGUCCUUCUUUUGAUGUCCCUGUUCUCAAUUUACUGUGGAUUGAUAUACAAUGAAUUCUUUUCUGUUCCUUUUCACAUAUUCGGUAGCUCUGCCUACAAGUGCCGGGAUGCUACAUGCAGUGACGCUCAUACAGUUGGUUUAGUCAAAGAUAGAGAUACAUAUGCAUUUGGUGUUGAUCCAAGUUGGCGUGGAAGCCGUUCUGAGCUGCCUUUCUUGAACUCUCUCAAGAUGAAGAUGUCUAUUUUGUUUGGUGUAGCACAGAUGAAUUUAGGAAUUAUACUAAGUUAUUUCAAUGCUCGCUACUUCAGCAACUCACUUGAUAUUAGGUAUCAGUUUGUACCACAAAUGAUCUUCCUGAACAGCCUGUUCGGAUAUCUUUCUCUUCUCAUUAUCAUUAAAUGGUGCACUGGUUCUCAGGCAGACCUCUACCAUGUGAUGAUUUACAUGUUCCUAAGUCCUUUUGAAGACUUGGGUGAAAACAAGCUGUUCUGGGGUCAGGGUGUUAUAUUGUUGCUCUUUGCUGUUAUUGCUGUCCCAUGGAUGCUCUUUCCGAAACCUUUUAUUUUAAAGAGAUUUCACACUGAGAGAUUUCAAGGACGGAAAUAUGGAAUUCUUGGAACCUCGGAUAUGUAUAAUGAUGAGGAGCCAGAUUCUGCAAGACAAUCGCAUCAUGAGGAAUUCAACUUUAGUGAAGUUUUCGUGCAUCAGAUGAUACAUUCUAUUGAGUUUGUAUUAGGUGCAGUUUCUAACACUGCAUCAUAUCUCCGUCUGUGGGCUUUGAGUUUGGCUCACUCGGAACUGUCCACUGUUUUCUAUGAAAAGGUUCUCCUUCUAGCCUGGGGGUACGACAAUAUUAUCAUACGUCUAGUUGGUCUGGGAGUUUUUGCUUUUGCAACAGCAUUUAUUCUACUUAUGAUGGAGACUCUGAGUGCUUUCCUCCAUGCUCUUCGUCUUCAUUGGGUGGAAUUUCAGAACAAGUUUUACAGUGGGGAUGGAUACAAGUUCAGGCCCUUCUCCUUGGCUGCAUUGGCCGAUGAUGAUGACUAAUAUCUUUUUUUUUUUUUCCUUUUCUUUUGGAUAAUUUAUGGACGUACUGCAGACGAAGAAAGAUUUUGCGGGUGAGAUGGAUCUCAUUAUGGAAGGACCAAAGUCUUUCGCUUUUGAUCUUUAACAUGAUUCCAGUGACAGGAAAAUAUUGUAACUAUUUUUCUCCUAAAAACCUUUUAUACUCUUCAGUACAGGGUUUAGGACUGAGUUUAAAGGGAGAUAUAUAACAGUAGCAUUGAUAUUUUCUUCAGUUUCUCUGGGAACAAAUUUUUGACUUUCAUACAGCAAUUGCAAAUGUAUUAACUUUAGGUUAUCAUCUCAGUAACAUUUUUUUUUUUUUUAUUUGGUAUGGUUGAUAAGCAUCUCUAAUGCUAUGGUUUUGAAAGAUAAUGAUUUUUAACACAUGUCAAUUAAUGAUUGUAAUGUUAAUCCACAUAAGAAUAAUAUUAAAAGACUAAAAAUUUGAAUCAAACUAG